Molecule: messenger RNA, 1575 nt
Organism: Paramecium octaurelia
Lineage: Eukaryota; Ciliophora; Oligohymenophorea; Peniculida; Parameciidae
Source: the annotation of a GenBank genome assembly
AUGGAUCCAAAUUUCCCUACUUUAUUUGUUCCACCUGAUAAAUAACCAACGAGAAUUAUAUAAGCGAGAUUAGAAAUUGUAUCUAAUGUUCUUUAAGAGUUUGGAUAUGAUUAAAGAUAAUUUAAUCAUCAAGAUAUCUUCUUUAUUCUAGCUACUCCUUGUCUUUUUCAUUAGGCAAAUGAAAUUAGACUGUUAAGUAUUGAAGUUAUUGCAGCUUUAUAUCAAUUUGUUGGAGUAGAAAUCAGAACCAUGGUUGAUGCUAUUGAAAAUCUUAAACCUGGUUUGAAAGAUUAAAUCAUGGCAAGAUUGGAUGAAAUAGAUUAAUAAGCUCCUGGGAGCAAAUAAGUUGAUAGAGGCUUGAGUCUUGUACCUGAAGAGGAAUAGGAAGAAAAUUAAUCAGCUUUACUAAAAAAACAAAAAGAUAAUGCCAACUCCUAAAAACAAGAUCUUGAUAAGUCCAUCAAUAAUGUAUCUUAAAGCAAAAACCAAGAUAAACUAAAUAAUUCAUCAUUAAAAUCCACUUUUUAUUGUUAACUAUAAUUUAUUAAAACAAUAAUUAAUGAGUAAUUCAUAGCAAACACCGUGUCCAUUUCAUGAUGGUUAAUUUAUUUCAUUGAUUCGUAAGAAUAUUAGAUCUGAAGGUAAAAUGAAAAUGUGCUCAAAAUGCUUUUUCGAUGAAGAAAAUCUUCAAAAGAAAGAUGUUAUAAUAAUUGAUGAAUUUGAUACCAAAAUAGCAAAUUUGGGUUCAUCCUUAGAAACAAUAUAACAUACAUCAUUAUAAUAAUUGGAAAUAUUAAAUGACAUCAAUUAAGAAAAAGAUAGAUUAGGGCAAGCCAUCGUUGAAAUGGGACAGAAAAAAUAGUCUUUAGAUAAUUUUAUAAAAACAUCUUAAAGUUCUUUUUAAUUAGGGAGUGUUAAUUUAAGUGACAAUUAGGUAAGUGAUUUUAUGGAGCUAUUUAAUCAACAGGAAUUGUUAAGAAAUAUUAAUUUAGAGUUAUAAAGAUCUCUUGAUCCAUUAAGAGAUUUAAGGACAUUUUUAAAAUAAUAACGAGAAAAAAUUCUAUAAGAUAUCUAAUUAAUAAAUUAGAUUUUAAAUGGAAAACUAUCAAUCUAAUCUGAAAAUUUACAUUAAUAAUAGCAGGUUAAUGAGCCUAAUUCACUUGAGUUGCUAUGUUUUAUAUAAUAUUUAUAAUAGGUAUUUUUGAAAGUUGUUUGUUUAAAAGUGGUAAUGAAAGUUCAUUAACGGAAUCAUACGAAUAAAUCAUUUAAUAAAGCAGUGAAUCUUUUUAGAGUUUUUCGUUGAUAAGUUAAAAAUAAUCAAUACCUUAACUAGAAAACUAAUAACAUCAAACUAUCACAAUAAAUUUAGUUUUCGAUCAUUUGCUAAAGACAUAUGAAGUUGAUGCAGAUCCGGUUGCAUUUAUUGGAGAUUUAGCUAAGGAAUUCAAAUUGCUUCUUAAUCAUACAAAAGAAAUAUACUUUCUAUAUGAGGGCAAUAUUUUAGAAGAGAAACGUUCCUUUCAGCAACUAAAUAUUUAAAAUGGUUAUACUCUUCAGGGUUAGCUAUAAUAUUGA